This is a messenger RNA of Aspergillus viridinutans, 1173 nucleotides long. RefSeq names its product NADP-dependent oxidoreductase. NCBI's taxonomy places the organism in Eukaryota, Fungi, Ascomycota, Eurotiomycetes, Eurotiales, Aspergillaceae. The transcript has a single exon. The coding region runs from base 1 to 1173 and encodes 390 amino acids. The record is from RefSeq and is a predicted model, not a curated record.
AUGAAGCCAGCAAAACCAGCGCAAGCUAAUAUGGAUGAACAAACAUUCGUCCCGAGUACGAUGAGGGCCCUUUACUACGGCCUGAGCGACAACCACAGCCACGACGUAACAGCUGUGGGUUGCCCCGAGCCAGGCCUGAUCUUCGAUACCGACUUUCCCACACCCAUACCGUCACCGAGCCAAUAUCUCAUCAAGGUCCAAACGGCCGCCUUCUCGCAUGACGAGCUGCGACUCGCGAAGGUGCUCAACCCGAGAACAUCCAUCCCCAAGAUUCCCCUCCACAACUUCUGCGGCACAGUCAUCAGCACCCCCGAUGAAGAUCACUGGCACCCAUCCGGCCCCAAGUUCAAAGUCGAGGACGCCGUAUUCGGUCUGAUCAGUCACAGCAGGGACGGCGCCGCAGCCGACUACGUCCUCGCAACGGAAGACGAGCUCGCAUUCAAGCCCAGGAACAUCAGCGCCGCAGAGGCAGCAACGAUCCCCUUACCCGCCGUCACCGCAUGGCAAGCCCUCUUCACCUACGGCAAACUGGAUCCCGCCGACACGAACCAUGUGCGUGGUGGCCUGCGCGUGCUCGUCACAAACGCCCGCAACAGCGAGGCCGGCAUCCAGGCCCUUCAGCUGCUGCGGGCCCUGACCUUGUUCCCGCACUAUCGCCCCUGGAUCUGCGCAACCUGCGACAACGAAGAACAGGGGGCAACCCUCCGCGACCAAUUCCAGGUGGACCAGUACAUUGUCGCCGCCCUCCCGUUGCCAGCCGAGUGGGACCUCGCCACAACGUUCAAGCAGAAGCAGUGGGAGCCCGUGGAUAUCGUCAUCGACUGCGCGGGCGAAGAGAUGUUCCAGCAAGCCCACUCGCCAGCGGUUGUCAAGGAAGAUGGCGCCGUCUUGACCGCCGUCGACUCCACGCCGGCUCAGAACGGGCGGACCGAGGAAGAUACGCAGACCGGUAACGGCUCGAAGAAGAAAGGCCCCUUGAGCAGAUUUAUCUCUGUACAACCAAAUGGGAAGGCGCUCGCGCACAUCGCGACAUUAGUUGAGGAACAUAGCGUCCGCGGACGGAUAGAGAGCAUCACGGAUCUGGUCAACGGGGCAGAUAUACUAGCUGCGGGCGCUGCUGGCGCGGGCGGAGGGAGGCGAGGAGGCAUGAUGGUGAUCCGGGUCAACCCAUAG